Andrographis paniculata is the source of this 927-nucleotide messenger RNA. RefSeq names its product bet1-like SNARE 1-2. The record is from RefSeq and is a predicted model, not a curated record. The transcript has 6 exons. Lineage: Eukaryota; Viridiplantae; Streptophyta; Magnoliopsida; Lamiales; Acanthaceae. Bases 198 to 596 code for a protein of 132 amino acids.
GAUUGUACCUAUGAUUAGAAUACGAAAAGAAGUCAAAACUGAAGCAGAGUACAACCGAAGUCCGGGCGAGGGAAGGAUCCAAUUUUCUCUGUAUAUCGAUUUGCAAACAAAAGUAAAGAUUGAUCGGAUCUGCAAAUCUUUUGUCAAGUUUGGUGUUCUUGCUCGAUUGGCCGUGCUAUUAAAUAAAUCGAUUCGUCAUGAGUUACCGGAGGGAUCAUCGAUCCUCAAGAUCUGCACUUCUUGACGACCUCGGUAGCCUUGAGGAGGGCAGUAUAAGAUCUGCAUCAUAUUCAAAUGGUAUUGAUGAUAACGACAAUGAGAAAGCUAUGGACACUUUGCAUGAUAGAGUCAGCUUUUUAAAAAGACUGACAGGGGACAUACAUGAGGAGGUAGAGAGUCACAACCGUAUGCUAGAUCGAAUGGGCAAUGCCAUGGAUUCCUCCCGAGGAUUCUUGUCAGGAACAAUCGAUCGUUUCAAAAUGGUAUUUGACAAGAAAUCGAAUAAGAGAACCUGCAAACUUGCAAUGUAUUUCGUGGUUGGUUUCUUUGUGCUGUACUUUAUGAUUAGGACACUCUUGUAUUUCCUCUACGGUUAACAUAAGAUUACGGCACGUGCUGGGGGUGCAUUUUGAUCGAAUUCUUGAAGAUGAAUCCAGAGGCGUACAUAAAUAUUUCUUCGAUGGAAAUAUGAAUGAUUGAAAUCGCGCCUUAUUUACGAAGGUGUUCUUUAUGCGGCUUUCUGUGCCAUCGGGGCUCGUCGAAAUGCCUUUGUUCAUUUCAAAUUUAGUCCUCAUAAGCAUGUUUUUCUUGUACAUUUCAUGUACAUUUUAUAGCCAAAAAAGGUUCAGUUACAGUUAAUUAUUUAUACGUAUGUACACUUAUAAUAGUUUGUGUUGUGUUUAUGAGAAGGGAGAGAUGAAUUUUGAA